CAAGCUCUGUUCCAACAACCUUGUUUGAGAAAACAGCAAUCACAACUUCCUCUACAGUAACAUCUACAGACCUAAUCACAACAGUUAUCUCCCCACAAACAACCACUGCAAUAACCACCUCCCCUUCCACAACCACUUCUCCAUCAACUCUCACUAGCACCACAAUGCCUCCAACAACAAUCACCACAAACUCUGUUCCAACAACCAUUCCAUCAACCACCACAAUAUUCACCUUCCCUUCCACAGCUAUUUCUUCAGCAACUACAGCCAGCACCACCAUGUCCUCAGAAACCAUGACUACAAGCUCUGGUCCAACAAUCUCAUCUGCAACAACAGAAACAACUACUUCGUCUUCUCUGACGUCUACAGUUCCAACUACAACAAUGACUUUACCAACAACAACUAUCACAGAAAGCACUGGGACUUCUACAACCAUGUCUUUAUCAACUAUAAGUAGCACUACAGUCCCUCCAACAACAACCAUCACCACAAACACUGGUGUAACAAACUCUCCAUCAAUUACCACAAUAAUAACCUCCCCUUCCACAUCUACUUCUCCAACAACUACAGCCAGCACUACCAUGCCUUUAGCAACCAUCACUACAAGCUCUGGUCCAACAAUCGCAUCUGAGAAAACAGCAAUCACAACUUCCUCUUCAGUGACAUCUACAGAAGCAAUCACAACAAUCUCUCCACAAGCAAAUACCACAGCAGCCACCUCACCUUCCACAACCACAUCUUCAGUAACUACAAGCAGCACCACCAUUUCUCCAACAACAUUAUCUGCACAAACAUCAACCGUAGCAACUUCCUCUUCCCAAACAUUUACAUCCCCACUCACAACAAACACCUCCCCAACAACUACCACAGGAACCACAACUCUAUUGACGACCACUUCUCCAUCAACUCUCACUAGCACCACAAUGCCUCCAACAACAGUCACCACAAACCCUGUUCAAACAUUAACUACCCUAAUAAUCACCUCCCCUUCCACAGCCACUUCUCCAACGACUACAGCCAGCACUACCAUGCCUUUAGCAACCAUCACUAUCAGCUCUGUUCCAACAACCUCAUCUGCAACAACAGCAAUCACAACUUCCUCUACAGUGAAAUCUACAGCCCCAACCACAACAAUUAUCUCACCACAAACAACUACCACAAUAACCACCUCCCCUUCCACAACCACAUCUUCAGUAACUACAAUCAGCACCACCAUGCCUCCAACAACCAUCUCUUCAACCGCCAACCCAACAACCUUAUCUGCAACAACAUCAACUGAAGCAACUUCCUCUUCCCAAACAUUUACAUCCCCACUCACAACAAACACCUCCCCAACAACUACCACUCAGUCAACUCUCACUAGCACCACAAUGCCUCCAAUAGUCACCACAAACCUUGUUCCAACAACCAUUCCAUCAACUACCACAAUAACCAUUUCCCCUUCCACAUCUACCUUUUCAGCAACUACAGCCAGCACUACCAUAUCAUCAGGAACCAUGACUACAAGCUCUGUUCCAACAACCUUGUCUGAGAAAACAGCAAUCACAACUUCCUCUACAGUGACAUAUACAGUCCCAACUACAACAAUCUCUCCACAAACAACUACCAUACUAAUCACAUCACCUUCCACAACCACACCUUCAGUAACUACAAGCAGCACCACUAUUUCUCCAACAACAUUAUCUGCACCAACGUCAACCGUAGCAACUGUCUCUUCCCAAACAUUUACAUCCCCACUCACAACAAACACCUCCCCAACAACGACCACAGGAACCACAACUCUAUUGACAACCACUUCUCCAUCAACUCUCACUAGCACCACAAUGCCUCCGACAACAAUCAGCACAAACUCUGUUCCAACAACCGUUCCAUCAACUACCACAAUAAUCACCUCCCCUUUCACAGCUACUUCACCAUCAACUACAGCCAGCACUACCAUGUCCUCAGGAACCAUCACUACAAGCUCUGUUCCAACAAUCUCAUCUGCAACAACAGAAACAUCUACUUCCUUUUCUCUGACGUCUAUAGUCCCAACUACAACAAUGACGUUACCAAUAACAACUAUCACAGAAAGCACUGGGACUUCUACAACCACAUCUUCAUCAACUAUAAGUAGCACUACAGUCCCUCCAACAACAACCAUCACCACAAACACUGGUGUAACAAACUCUCCAUCAAUUACCCCAAUAAUCACCUCCCCUUCCACAUCUACUUCUCCAACAACUACAGCCAGCACUACCAUGCCUUUAGCAACCAUCACUACAAGCUCUGGUCCAACAACCGCAUCUGAGAAAACAGCAAUCACAACUUCCUCUACAGUAACAUCUACAGCCCCAACUACAACAAUUAUCUCCCCACAAACAACUACCACAAUAACCACAUCACCUUUCACAACCACAUCUUCAGUAACUACAAGCAGCACCACCAUGCCUCCAACAACCAUCCCUACAACCCCAAAUCCAACAACAUUAUCUGCACCGACAUCAACUGAAGCAAAUGCCUCUUCCCAAACAUUUACAUCCCCACUCACAACAAACACCUCCCCAACAUCUACCACAGGAACCACAACUCUAUUGACAACCACUCCUCCAUCAACUCUCACUAGCACCACAAUGCCUCCAACAACAAUCAGCACAAACUCUGUUCCAACAACCAUUCCAUCAACGACCACAAUAACCAUUUCCCCUUCCACAUCUACUUCUUCAACUACAGCCAGCACUACCAUAUCAUCAGGAACCAUGACUACAAGCUCUGUUCCAACAACCUUGUUUGAGAAAACAGCAAUCACAACUUCCUCUACAGUAACAUCUACAGACCUAAUCACAACAGUUAUCUCCCCACAAACAACCACUGCAAUAACCACCUCCCCUUCCACAACCACUUCUCCAUCAACUCUCACUAGCACCACAAUGCCUCCAACAACAAUCACCACAAACUCUGUUCCAACAACCAUUCCAUCAACCACCACAAUAUUCACCUUCCCUUCCACAGCUAUUUCUUCAGCAACUACAGCCAGCACCACCAUGUCCUCAGAAACCAUGACUACAAGCUCUGGUCCAACAAUCUCAUCUGCAACAACAGAAACAACUACUUCGUCUUCUCUGACGUCUACAGUUCCAACUACAACAAUGACUUUACCAACAACAACUAUCACAGAAAGCACUGGGACUUCUACAACCAUGUCUUUAUCAACUAUAAGUAGCACUACAGUCCCUCCAACAACAACCAUCACCACAAACACUGGUGUAACAAACUCUCCAUCAAUUACCACAAUAAUAACCUCCCCUUCCACAUCUACUUCUCCAACAACUACAGCCAGCACUACCAUGCCUUUAGCAACCAUCACUACAAGCUCUGGUCCAACAAUCGCAUCUGAGAAAACAGCAAUCACAACUUCCUCUUCAGUGACAUCUACAGAAGCAAUCACAACAAUCUCUCCACAAGCAAAUACCACAGCAGCCACCUCACCUUCCACAACCACAUCUUCAGUAACUACAAGCAGCACCACCAUUUCUCCAACAACAUUAUCUGCACAAACAUCAACCGUAGCAACUUCCUCUUCCCAAACAUUUACAUCCCCACUCACAACAAACACCUCCCCAACAACUACCACAGGAACCACAACUCUAUUGACGACCACUUCUCCAUCAACUCUCACUAGCACCACAAUGCCUCCAACAACAGUCACCACAAACCCUGUUCAAACAUUAACUACCCUAAUAAUCACCUCCCCUUCCACAGCCACUUCUCCAACGACUACAGCCAGCACUACCAUGCCUUUAGCAACCAUCACUAUCAGCUCUGUUCCAACAACCUCAUCUGCAACAACAGCAAUCACAACUUCCUCUACAGUGAAAUCUACAGCCCCAACCACAACAAUUAUCUCACCACAAACAACUACCACAAUAACCACCUCCCCUUCCACAACCACAUCUUCAGUAACUACAAUCAGCACCACCAUGCCUCCAACAACCAUCUCUUCAACCGCCAACCCAACAACCUUAUCUGCAACAACAUCAACUGAAGCAACUUCCUCUUCCCAAACAUUUACAUCCCCACUCACAACAAACACCUCCCCAACAACUACCACUCAGUCAACUCUCACUAGCACCACAAUGCCUCCAAUAGUCACCACAAACCUUGUUCCAACAACCAUUCCAUCAACUACCACAAUAACCAUUUCCCCUUCCACAUCUACCUUUUCAGCAACUACAGCCAGCACUACCAUAUCAUCAGGAACCAUGACUACAAGCUCUGUUCCAACAACCUUGUCUGAGAAAACAGCAAUCACAACUUCCUCUACAGUGACAUAUACAGUCCCAACUACAACAAUCUCUCCACAAACAACUACCAUACUAAUCACAUCACCUUCCACAACCACACCUUCAGUAACUACAAGCAGCACCACUAUUUCUCCAACAACAUUAUCUGCACCAACGUCAACCGUAGCAACUGUCUCUUCCCAAACAUUUACAUCCCCACUCACAACAAACACCUCCCCAACAACGACCACAGGAACCACAACUCUAUUGACAACCACUUCUCCAUCAACUCUCACUAGCACCACAAUGCCUCCGACAACAAUCAGCACAAACUCUGUUCCAACAACCGUUCCAUCAACUACCACAAUAAUCACCUCCCCUUUCACAGCUACUUCACCAUCAACUACAGCCAGCACUACCAUGUCCUCAGGAACCAUCACUACAAGCUCUGUUCCAACAAUCUCAUCUGCAACAACAGAAACAUCUACUUCCUUUUCUCUGACGUCUAUAGUCCCAACUACAACAAUGACGUUACCAAUAACAACUAUCACAGAAAGCACUGGGACUUCUACAACCACAUCUUCAUCAACUAUAAGUAGCACUACAGUCCCUCCAACAACAACCAUCACCACAAACACUGGUGUAACAAACUCUCCAUCAAUUACCCCAAUAAUCACCUCCCCUUCCACAUCUACUUCUCCAACAACUACAGCCAGCACUACCAUGCCUUUAGCAACCAUCACUACAAGCUCUGGUCCAACAACCGCAUCUGAGAAAACAGCAAUCACAACUUCCUCUACAGUAACAUCUACAGCCCCAACUACAACAAUUAUCUCCCCACAAACAACUACCACAAUAACCACAUCACCUUUCACAACCACAUCUUCAGUAACUACAAGCAGCACCACCAUGCCUCCAACAACCAUCCCUACAACCCCAAAUCCAACAACAUUAUCUGCACCGACAUCAACUGAAGCAAAUGCCUCUUCCCAAACAUUUACAUCCCCACUCACAACAAACACCUCCCCAACAUCUACCACAGGAACCACAACUCUAUUGACAACCACUCCUCCAUCAACUCUCACUAGCACCACAAUGCCUCCAACAACAAUCAGCACAAACUCUGUUCCAACAACCAUUCCAUCAACGACCACAAUAACCAUUUCCCCUUCCACAUCUACUUCUUCAACUACAGCCAGCACUACCAUAUCAUCAGGAACCAUGACUACAAGCUCUGUUCCAACAACCUUGUUUGAGAAAACAGCAAUCACAACUUCCUCUACAGUAACAUCUACAGACCUAAUCACAACAGUUAUCUCCCCACAAACAACCACUGCAAUAACCACCUCCCCUUCCACAACCACUUCUCCAUCAACUCUCACUAGCACCACAAUGCCUCCAACAACAAUCACCACAAACUCUGUUCCAACAACCAUUCCAUCAACCACCACAAUAUUCACCUUCCCUUCCACAGCUAUUUCUUCAGCAACUACAGCCAGCACCACCAUGUCCUCAGAAACCAUGACUACAAGCUCUGGUCCAACAAUCUCAUCUGCAACAACAGAAACAACUACUUCGUCUUCUCUGACGUCUACAGUUCCAACUACAACAAUGACUUUACCAACAACAACUAUCACAGAAAGCACUGGGACUUCUACAACCAUGUCUUUAUCAACUAUAAGUAGCACUACAGUCCCUCCAACAACAACCAUCACCACAAACACUGGUGUAACAAACUCUCCAUCAAUUACCACAAUAAUAACCUCCCCUUCCACAUCUACUUCUCCAACAACUACAGCCAGCACUACCAUGCCUUUAGCAACCAUCACUACAAGCUCUGGUCCAACAAUCGCAUCUGAGAAAACAGCAAUCACAACUUCCUCUUCAGUGACAUCUACAGAAGCAAUCACAACAAUCUCUCCACAAGCAAAUACCACAGCAGCCACCUCACCUUCCACAACCACAUCUUCAGUAACUACAAGCAGCACCACCAUUUCUCCAACAACAUUAUCUGCACAAACAUCAACCGUAGCAACUUCCUCUUCCCAAACAUUUACAUCCCCACUCACAACAAACACCUCCCCAACAACUACCACAGGAACCACAACUCUAUUGACGACCACUUCUCCAUCAACUCUCACUAGCACCACAAUGCCUCCAACAACAGUCACCACAAACCCUGUUCAAACAUUAACUACCCUAAUAAUCACCUCCCCUUCCACAGCCACUUCUCCAACGACUACAGCCAGCACUACCAUGCCUUUAGCAACCAUCACUAUCAGCUCUGUUCCAACAACCUCAUCUGCAACAACAGCAAUCACAACUUCCUCUACAGUGAAAUCUACAGCCCCAACCACAACAAUUAUCUCACCACAAACAACUACCACAAUAACCACCUCCCCUUCCACAACCACAUCUUCAGUAACUACAAUCAGCACCACCAUGCCUCCAACAACCAUCUCUUCAACCGCCAACCCAACAACCUUAUCUGCAACAACAUCAACUGAAGCAACUUCCUCUUCCCAAACAUUUACAUCCCCACUCACAACAAACACCUCCCCAACAACUACCACUCAGUCAACUCUCACUAGCACCACAAUGCCUCCAAUAGUCACCACAAACCUUGUUCCAACAACCAUUCCAUCAACUACCACAAUAACCAUUUCCCCUUCCACAUCUACCUUUUCAGCAACUACAGCCAGCACUACCAUAUCAUCAGGAACCAUGACUACAAGCUCUGUUCCAACAACCUUGUCUGAGAAAACAGCAAUCACAACUUCCUCUACAGUGACAUAUACAGUCCCAACUACAACAAUCUCUCCACAAACAACUACCAUACUAAUCACAUCACCUUCCACAACCACACCUUCAGUAACUACAAGCAGCACCACUAUUUCUCCAACAACAUUAUCUGCACCAACGUCAACCGUAGCAACUGUCUCUUCCCAAACAUUUACAUCCCCACUCACAACAAACACCUCCCCAACAACGACCACAGGAACCACAACUCUAUUGACAACCACUUCUCCAUCAACUCUCACUAGCACCACAAUGCCUCCGACAACAAUCAGCACAAACUCUGUUCCAACAACCGUUCCAUCAACUACCACAAUAAUCACCUCCCCUUUCACAGCUACUUCACCAUCAACUACAGCCAGCACUACCAUGUCCUCAGGAACCAUCACUACAAGCUCUGUUCCAACAAUCUCAUCUGCAACAACAGAAACAUCUACUUCCUUUUCUCUGACGUCUAUAGUCCCAACUACAACAAUGACGUUACCAAUAACAACUAUCACAGAAAGCACUGGGACUUCUACAACCACAUCUUCAUCAACUAUAAGUAGCACUACAGUCCCUCCAACAACAACCAUCACCACAAACACUGGUGUAACAAACUCUCCAUCAAUUACCCCAAUAAUCACCUCCCCUUCCACAUCUACUUCUCCAACAACUACAGCCAGCACUACCAUGCCUUUAGCAACCAUCACUACAAGCUCUGGUCCAACAACCGCAUCUGAGAAAACAGCAAUCACAACUUCCUCUACAGUAACAUCUACAGCCCCAACUACAACAAUUAUCUCCCCACAAACAACUACCACAAUAACCACAUCACCUUUCACAACCACAUCUUCAGUAACUACAAGCAGCACCACCAUGCCUCCAACAACCAUCCCUACAACCCCAAAUCCAACAACAUUAUCUGCACCGACAUCAACUGAAGCAAAUGCCUCUUCCCAAACAUUUACAUCCCCACUCACAACAAACACCUCCCCAACAUCUACCACAGGAACCACAACUCUAUUGACAACCACUCCUCCAUCAACUCUCACUAGCACCACAAUGCCUCCAACAACAAUCAGCACAAACUCUGUUCCAACAACCAUUCCAUCAACGACCACAAUAACCAUUUCCCCUUCCACAUCUACUUCUUCAACUACAGCCAGCACUACCAUGUCCUCAGCAACCAUGACUACAAGCUCUGUUCCAACAACUUUGUCUGAGAAAACAGCAAUCACAACUUCCUCUACAGUAACAUCUACAGACCUAAUCACAACAAUCUCUCCACAAACAACCCCUGCAAUAACCACCUCCCCUUCCACAACCACUUCUCCAUCAACUCUCACAAGUACCACAAUGUCUCCAACAACAGUCACCACAAACCUUGUUCCAACAACCGUUCCAUCAACCACCAAAAUAACAAUUUCCCCUUCCACCGCUACUUCUUCAGCAACUACAGCCAGCACUACCAUGUCCUCAGGAACCAUGCCUACAAGUUCUGGUCCAAUAACCUUGUCUGCAAAAACAGAAACCACAACUUCCUCUACAGUAACAGCUACAGACCUAAUCACAACAAUCUCUCCACAAGCAACUACCACAAUAACCACCUCCCCUUCCAUAACCACACCUUCAGUAACUACAAGCAGCGCCGCCAUUUCUCCAACAACAUUAUCUGCACCAACAGCAACCGUAGCAACUGCCUCUUCCCAAACAUUUACAUCUCCACUCACAACCAACACCUCCCAAACAACUACCACAGGAACCACAACUCUAUUGACAACCACUUCUCCAUCAACUCUCACUAGCACAACAAUGUCUCCAACAACAAUCAGCACAAACUCUGUUCCAACAACCGUUCCAUCAACCACCACAAUAAUCAUUUCCCCUUCCACAUCUACUUCUUCAGCAACUACAGCCAGCACUACCAUGUCCUCAGGAACCAUCACUACAAGCUCUGUUCCAACAAUCUCAUCCGCAACAACAGAAACAACUACUUUGUCUUCUCUGACAUCUACAGUCCCAACUACAACAAUGAUUAUCACAGAAAGCACUGGGACUUCUACAACCACGCCUUUAUCAACUACGACUAGCACUACAGUCCCUCCAACAACAACCAUCAACACAAACCCUGGUGUAACAAACUCUCCAUCAAUUACCACAAUAACCACCUCCCCUAUCACACCAUCUUUUGUAUCAACUAGUACUAGCACUACCAUGCCUCCAACAACUUUAUCUGCACCAACAUCAACUGAAGCAACUUUCUCUUCCCAAACAUUUACAUCCCCACUCACAGCCAACACCUCCCCAACAACUACCACAGGAACCACAACUCUAUUGACGACCACUUCUCCAUCAGCUCUCACUAGCACCACAAUGCCUCCAACAACAGUCACCACAAACCCUGUUCAAACAUCAACUACUCUAAUAAUCACCUCCCCUUCCUCAGGCACUUCUUCCCUGACUACAGCCAGCACUGCCAUGCCCUUAGCAACCAUCACUAUCAGCUCUGUUCCAACAACCUCAUCUGCAACAACAGCAAUCACAACUUCCUCUUCAGUGACAUCUACAGUCCCAACUACAACAAUUAUCUCUCCACAAACAACAACCACAGUAGCCACCUCCCCUUCCACAACCACAUCUUCAGUAACUACAAGCAGCACUGCCAUUUCUCCAACAACCAUCUCUUCAACACCUUUUCCAACAAAAUUAUCUGCACCAACAGCAACCGUAGCAAAUGCCUCUUCCCAAACAUUUACAGCCCCACUCACAGCCAACACCUCCCCAACAACUACCUCAGGAACCACAACUCUAUUGACAACCACUUCUCCAUCAACUUUCCCUAGUACCACAAUGUCUCCAACAACAGUCACCACAAACUCUGUUCCAACAACCGUUCCAUCAACUACCACAAUAAUUAUUUCCCCUUCCACAGCUAUUUCUCCAACAACUACAGCCAGCACUACCAUACCCUCAACAACCAUCACUAUCAGCUCUGUUCCAACAACCUCGUCUUCAACAACAGAAACAUCUACUUCCUUUUCUCUGACGUCUAUAGUCCCAACUACAACAAUGACGUUACCAAUAACAACUAUCACAGAAAGCACUGGGACUUCUACAACCACAUCUUCAUCAACUAUAAGUAGCACUACAGUCCCUCCAACAACAACCAUCACCACAAACACUGGUGUAACAAACUCUCCAUCAACUACAAACAAAACAACUACUGCAAUAACCACCUCCCCUUCCACAACCACAUCUUCAGUAACUACAAGCAGCACCACCAUUUCUCCAACAUUAUCUGCACCAACAUCAACUGAAGCAACUUCCUCUUCCCAAACAUUUACAUCCCCACUCACAGCCAACACCUCCCCAACAACUACCACAGGAACCACAACUCCAUUGACAACCACUUCUCCAUCAACUCUCACUAGCACCACGAUGCCUCCAACAACAAUCAGCACAAACUCUGUUCCAACAACCGUUCCAUCAACUACCACAAUAAUCACCGCCCCUUCCACAGCUAUUUCUUCUACAGCCAGCACUACCAUUCCCUCAGCAACCAUCACUAUCAGCUCUGUUCCAACAAUCUUAUCUGCAACAACAGAAACAACUACUUUGUCUUCUCUGACAUCUACAGCCCCACAAACAACAAUGACGUUACUACCAACUACCACAACACCCAUCUCUUCCACCACCUCUACAAUGCCUCCAACAACAAUCACCACAAACCCUGUUCAAACAUCAACUACCCUAAUAAUCACCUCCCCUUCCUCAGGCACUUCUUCCCUGAUUACAGCCAGCACUGCCAUGCCCUUAGCAACCAGCACUAUAGGCUCUGUUCCAACAACCUCAUCUGCAACAACAAAAACCAGUACUUCCCCUUGUCUGACAUCUACAGACCCAACUACAACAAUGACAUCACCAACAACACCCAUCACAGAGAGCACUGGCACUUCUACAACCACGUCUUCAUCAACUAUAACCAGCACUACAGUCCCUCCAACAACAAGCAUCACCACAAACCCUGGUGUAACAACUUCCACAUCAUUUACCACAAUACCCACCUCCCCUUCUACAACCACUCCCUCAGCAACUACCACAGGCACUACCAUGACACCAGCAACAACAGUUUAUUUCACUCUGACAUAUACAGUCCCAGCUUCAGCAAAAACCUCUCCACCAACAACUACUACAAUAACCACCUCACCUUCCUCAACCACAUCUACAGUAACUACAAGCAGCACCACAAUGUCUCCAACAACAAUCAUCACCACAAACCCUGUUCCAACAUCCUCUUCAUCAACUACCCUAAUAAUCACCUCCCCUUCAUCGGCCACUUCCUCCCUGACUACAACCAUCACUGUAGGCUCUGUUCCAACAAUAUCAUCUGCAACAACAAAAACCACUACUUCCCCUUGUCUGACAUCUACAGCCCCAACUACAACGUUACCACCAACAACUAUCACAGACAACACUAGCACUUUUACAACCACGUCUUCAUCAACUAUGUCUAGCACUGCAGUCCCUCCAACAACAAGCAUCACCACAAACCCUGGUGUAUCAAUUACUUCAUCAGUUACCACAAUACCCACCAUGCCUCCAUUAACCAUGACCACCGCUCCUAUCACAGCCACCUCGUCUGCAACACCAGUAACCACAGCAACUCCUUUCCUAACAUCUACUCCUCCACCCCCAACAAUUACCACCCCACCACCAACUACCACAAUAAUAUCCCUCCAUUCCACCAACAGUUCUCCAACAACCAACAGUAGCAACGGACUGCCUGUAAUAGCAAACACUUCUCCAACAACAAUUACUACAACCACCAUUCCAGCAACAACCUCAUCUGCAACAACAGCAACCACCACAUCCACUCCUUUUAUAUUAACAUCAACACCGCCAACAAACACUUCUGCACCAGCUACCACAAGCACUACAGUUCCACCAACACCAAUCAUUACUACGACCCCUAUUUUAACAACCUCAUCUGCAACAACACCCAAUACCACUAACAUUACACCAAAUACCACUACCACUACACCCAAUACCACUACACCAAGUACCACUAACACUCCACCAAAUACCACUAACAUUACACCAAAUACCACUACCACUACACCCAAUACCACUACACCAAGUACCACUAACACUCCACCAAAUACCACUAACAUUACACCAAAUACCACUAACACUCCACCAAAUACCACUAACACUACACCAAAUACCACUACCACUACACCAAGUACCACUAACACUCCACCAAGUACCACUAACACUACACCCAAUACCACUAACACUACACCAAAUACCACUAACACUCCACCAAAUACCACUAACACUACACCAAAUACCACUAACACUACACCAAAUACCACUAACACUCCACCAAAUACCACAAAUGCUACAAUGCCUGUAACAACAACCACUUCCCAAACAGCAAUUCCUACAACCCCAGUUUCAGCAAAGACAAUCUUAUCUGCAGCAGCCACGUCCCAUUUAAUAUCAACCUCUACACUCUUACCUACCAAAAAAUCCACCUCACCUUCACCAGCUUCCAUUGUCACUACCAUGUUUCAAACUGUAACUACAUCUCCAACAACAACCACAACACAGUCUAAAACAACAGCAUCCAACUUCCUUUCUCCACCAACUACCACAAGCACUAUUAUGGCAACACAAAAAAACACCACCACCGCAACAACGAUCAGGACCGUCACAACUUUACCAGUUCCAAAAAAUUCUACACCAACUUCAGUCACCAGCAAAACAACCUCUUUACCACGAACUCCUGCAAGAACUACCCCAGCCCAGUCACCUAUAACUGGUCAACCAUUACCGACUCCAGCACCAAACUUAACCACAUUCGCUCAUGCAGUGGUUCAGAUGCAGGCCUCAGCCGAACUGAGCGAUGGCACAAUCACCACCGACGUACAGAAUUUCGCCAGGUUUGUUCAGACGAAAGGAAUCAUUAAAGUUAAAGUGAAGAACAUCAAAAAAGUGACGUCAUGAGAAGCUCUUGAUAAAAAAUAACACAAAUAUUUAAUUAAUUUUUCUAUCAACUGAGGAAUGACUGAUUGGUUUUAGGAAAAUAAUAUUUACCAAGGUUAUAUUUUUAAAUAUAACCUCCAACAGGCUACCAACUAUCACCAAAACCACCUUCUACCACCAUAAACAUCAUCAUCAUCAUUACUGACGGCAUUGUCAUCAUCAUCUGAUCAUCAUUAUAAUCACAACCAACUCUAACAAUAACAACCUUCCAACAACACCAGCACUACCAUCAUCAUCAUCAUCAUCAUCAUCAUCAUCAUCAUCAUCAUCAUCAUCUUCUUCUACUUUACAACCACUGCUCCAAAAAUAGCCAAAUCUGUCUACCAACUAUUAAAAACCACCAUCCUAAUCCCUCACCUCCUAAUCCUAAUCUGCCCCGCCCCAAUGUUUUAAAUAUGUUGCAGGCUUUAAAUUAUCAUAUACUUACUAAAAUAUAUUAUAUAUUAAGAGGUUAAUAAGGUUUUAAAAAAUAAAUCUCUCUUUCUUUUUUUCAUUAACAAAAAAUCCCACACUAUACACAAAUAAUGCAUUUAAAAAAAAUAGACUAAUUACUUAAUAAAUAAAGACGCAAUAUGUAUUAUAUGUAAAGGAGGUUAAAAAAAUAAUAAUGAUAAAAAAUUGAUGAUAUAGAUCUGAUACAGAUCUAUUUGAUAUUCAGGGAUUUAAUGUAGGGGUCCUCACUGUGUUUAGGUUUGCAUGUUCUCCCUGUGUCCACUUGGGUUUACUCCCACAAGUCCAAAGACGUGCAGUCAGGCCAACUGGACCUACUAGAAAUUGCCCUAGUGUAUGUGUGUGUUUGUGUGUGUGUUAGUGUGUGUUUGUGUGUGUGUGUUAGUUUGUGUGUUUGUGUGUGUUAGUGUGUGUGUUUGUGUGUUUGUGUUAGUGUGUGUGUUUGUGUGUGUGUGUUAGUGUGUGUGUGUGUUAGUGUGUGUGUUUGUGUGUGUGUGUUAGUGUGUGUGUUUGUGUGUGUGUGUUAGUGUGUGUUAGUGUGUGUGUGUUUGUGUGUGUGUGUUAGUGUGUGUGUGUUAGUGUGUGUGUGUGUGUG
Messenger RNA from Trichomycterus rosablanca, 14133 nucleotides. RefSeq lists its product as uncharacterized. The transcript has 3 exons. The record is from RefSeq and is a predicted model, not a curated record. The coding region runs from base 165 to 13049 and encodes 4294 amino acids. NCBI's taxonomy places the organism in Eukaryota, Metazoa, Chordata, Actinopteri, Siluriformes, Trichomycteridae.